ACCCCGCGGCGGCGCCUCCGCUUCCCGGGCCAGUCCGAAGCCUCGGCUGACCCUCCGGCCGCUCCUCCUCCUCCUCCUCCUCUUCCUCCCCAGCCUUGGGGGUCGCGAUGGGCGCGCAGGGCUCGCAGGAGCCGCGGCCGGUGCCGGAGCAGGAGGCGAUCCUGGCUGAGACCGGCUUUUCCGAAGCCAGUCUGGUCCGGCUCUACCAGCGCUUCCAGGCCUUGGACAGGGACGACAAGGGCUAUCUGAACCGAUGCGAUCUGGAAGGGAUCGGCAAGUUGGCCGUGAAUCCUAUCGGAGACCGUAUCAUCAACGCCUUCUUCCCGGAUGGGGGUGAGGAAGCGGACUUCCGCUCCUUUGCUCGCGUGCUCGCUCACUUCCGGCCACUGGAGGCCCCUGGGAACCCCGAGGACAUCAACAGUCACCUUAGCAAGCUGAAAUUUGCUUUUCAGUUAUACGACCAAGAUAAGGACGGCAAGAUCUCACGGGCUGAAAUGCUGCAGGUCUUGAGAAUGAUGGUGGGCCUCCAGGUGACCAACGACCAGCUGGAGAACAUCACGGACCGGACCAUCCAGGAGGCCGACAGAGACGGAGACAACGCCAUCUCCUUUGAGGAGUUCGCCAAGUCGGUGGAAAAGCUGAAUAUUGAGGGGAAGAUGAGCCUCCGAAUCCUGAAAUGAGGUCCCCCCAAAAAAGGAUUUUAAUGGUGAAGGGCGAGGAAUCGGAUCUGAUCUCUUGUGGGUUCCUGAGUGUGCACAGAAAGCUUGUUUCAGAGAUGCGACCCACGAGUUCGGACAACUGACGCUUCCAGCUUGGCCUGCUGACUUAGGAAUUAAGAGAACUGUGAUCCAAAAAAAUAAGCCAUUUGAGGUGCUUCAUGGUAAUCCUCGACUUACGACCAUUCGUUUAGUGUCUGUUCGAAGUUACAACGGCAUUGAAAUAAAAUUUUUCCCCACUCACAGCAAUCCCCAGGAUCACCUGAUCGAACUCAGGCGCUUGGUGACUGAUUCGUGUUUACGACGGUUGAAGAGUCCUAGGGGGUCACGUUAUCCUCUUUGGCCACCAGCAAAGUCAAUGGGGGGGGGAGCCAGAUUCGCUUAGCGACCGUGUGUCUGCCUUAACAACUGCAGGGAUUCACUUAACAGCUGUGGGACUCAAUUUAACCCCCGCAGCAAUCCGGUUAACAACUGUGACCAGAACAUUUUGCAAAAAUCCAUUUCACAACUGUCUUGCUUAUUAGCAAAGGGAAAUUUGGCGCUCGAUCGUGGUCGUAAGUCAAGGACUAGCCGUGUUUUGUGUGUGUGCGUGUAGGGCAGGCGCUUGGGUCUGCUUCACAUAAUGGGAAAGCUGUGCUGAAUGGAUGACUUGUGCAGAAGUAUAGAAUAGAAUAGAGCUUGAAGGGACCCUGGAGGUCUUCUAGUCCAACCCCCUGCUCAAGUAGGAAACCCCACGCCAUUUCAGACAAGUGGUUGUCCAAUCUCUUCUGGAUUGGAUGUUCUGGAUGUUUUGCAAUGGAUCCAGGAAAUAAAAAGUGCAUGAAAGGAAUUCCACAAUUUACAACAACUUGUUUCGCGACGGAUGAAAGUUAAAACAGCCAGUCCUCCUCCUUAUGACCAUCGCAGGAUCCUGGAGCAUGUGGUCACUACUUGUGACUUUCCCAGCCACUUCAGACAAGCAAAAUCAGGGGGGGGGGAAAUGGCCACUAAGUGAGGCCUGCAAAAUUCCGUGCAAGACUUGAACCGUUAUGCAGAUUAAUUAAAUGCUUCAUUAGCCUGGA
Molecule: messenger RNA, 1777 nt
Organism: Thamnophis elegans (Western terrestrial garter snake)
Lineage: Eukaryota; Metazoa; Chordata; Lepidosauria; Squamata; Natricidae
Product: calcineurin B homologous protein 2-like
Exons: 7
Coding region: 108-680 (190 amino acids)
Molecular function (GO): calcium ion binding
Source: RefSeq, a predicted model, not a curated record